Brachypodium distachyon (stiff brome) is the source of this 1748-nucleotide messenger RNA. Its product is annotated as glutamine synthetase, chloroplastic. The record is from RefSeq and is a predicted model, not a curated record. Gene Ontology annotation, molecular function: glutamine synthetase activity. Gene Ontology annotation, cellular component: cytoplasm. The coding region runs from base 219 to 1511 and encodes 430 amino acids. The transcript has 14 exons. NCBI's taxonomy places the organism in Eukaryota, Viridiplantae, Streptophyta, Magnoliopsida, Poales, Poaceae.
GAGCCCUAUCCCCUAAUCAAAAGCCAGAUGCCAUUGCCCCCCGCCCGCGGCCACUAAAAUACUCUCCAUAUAUCAUAUCACCAACACAUAAAAAUCCGGUCUUUGCAGUCGUCGUCCCCCUGCCUCCUCUUUUCUCGCCCCGCCUGCUUCCGCUUCUGUCCGUAACUGAAGGUUUCUGAAGGGGAAGGCGCCGGCAGAGCGAGUGGUUUGCUUCAGAGAUGGCGCAGGCUGUGGUGCCGGCGAUGCAGUGCCAGAUGGGGGCGUUGGGCAAGUCGGCGGUCCGUGCGAGGCCGGCGGCGGCCGGGGGAAGGGUGUGGGGCGUUCGAAGGAGCGGGGCGCGCGGCACGUCCGGGUUCAAGGUGCUGGCCCUCGGCACGGAGACCACCGGCGUCGUCCCCAGGCUCGAGCAGCUGCUCAACAUGGACACCAAGCCCUACUCCGACAAGAUCAUCGCCGAGUACAUCUGGGUUGGAGGAUCUGGAAUUGACAUCAGAAGCAAAUCAAGGACGAUAUCGAAACCUGUGGCGGACCCUUCGGAGCUACCAAAAUGGAACUAUGAUGGUUCGAGCACAGGGCAAGCUCCGGGAGAAGACAGUGAAGUCAUUCUAUAUCCACAGGCUAUAUUCAAGGACCCAUUCCGAGGUGGCAACAACAUACUGGUUGUUUGUGAUACCUACACGCCAGCUGGGGAACCCAUCCCUACUAACAAACGCCACAGGGCUGCACAAAUAUUCAGUGACCCAAAGGUCGCUUCACAAGUGCCAUGGUAUGGAAUAGAACAGGAGUACACUUUGCUCCAGAGAGAUGUGAACUGGCCUCUUGGCUGGCCUGUCGGAGGGUACCCUGGCCCCCAGGGUCCAUACUACUGUGCUGUUGGAUCAGACAAGUCAUUUGGCCGUGACAUAUCAGAUGCUCACUACAAAGCAUGCAUUUACGCUGGAAUUGAAAUUAGUGGAACAAACGGGGAGGUCAUGCCUGGUCAGUGGGAAUAUCAGGUUGGACCUAGUGUUGGUAUCGAUGCAGGAGAUCACAUAUGGGCUUCAAGAUAUAUUCUCGAGAGAAUUACAGAGCAAGCUGGAGUAGUGCUCACUCUUGAUCCAAAACCAAUCCAGGGUGACUGGAAUGGAGCUGGCUGCCACACAAACUACAGCACAAAGGCCAUGCGUGAAGAUGGAGGUUUUGAAGUGAUCAAGAAAGCAAUCUUGAACCUUUCACUUCGCCACGAUUUGCAUAUAAGUGCAUAUGGUGAAGGAAAUGAACGGAGGUUGACAGGGUUACAUGAGACAGCUAGCAUAUCAGAUUUUUCAUGGGGUGUAGCAAACCGUGGCUGCUCUAUUCGGGUGGGGAGAGACACCGAGGCAAAUGGGAAAGGAUACCUGGAAGACCGUCGUCCGGCCUCAAACAUGGACCCAUACACCGUGACAGCGCUGCUGGCUGAAACCACACUUCUCUGGGAGCCAACCCUUGAGGCGGAGGUUCUUGCUGCCAAGAAGCUGGCCCUGAAGGUAUGAAAGGGCCAAGAAGAUGGAUUCAGCGUGGUGAAAAAAUAAAUCGACGAUGAAAUCAUUCGUCAUCCAUUCUUAUGUUUUUGGUUCUGUCGGGGCAUUGUCUGUACAGUUUCUAGAACCACGUCACCUUUUGCUUGAACAUCAUCACAUUUGAUCUGGGUCUGUACCUUGAGUCCAUUCAAUUGAGAACUGGAGUACGAACAUCGAUGAACAAUUGAAACACACGAGGAUUUUUGUUUA